Messenger RNA from Colletotrichum costaricense, 1323 nucleotides. Its product is annotated as major facilitator superfamily transporter. Bases 1 to 1323 code for a protein of 440 amino acids. The transcript has 4 exons. Gene Ontology annotation, molecular function: transmembrane transporter activity. The record is from RefSeq and is a predicted model, not a curated record. Gene Ontology annotation, cellular component: membrane. Lineage: Eukaryota; Fungi; Ascomycota; Sordariomycetes; Glomerellales; Glomerellaceae. Gene Ontology annotation, biological process: transmembrane transport.
AUGUGCAAUACACCUCGAGAACACUCUUACAAUGCCGGCAUAGCCGCCGAGAGAACAGCCCCCCACAGUAGCAUCGAGAGAAGUGCAUCGCGGCCAAGUAUAAUCAUUGAUACGCCGCCAGAUGGUGGCGCCAGAGCGUGGAUGGUAGUUUUUAGCACAUUUCUAGUUGUUAUGAACACCUGGGGGGUUGCAAACUCCUUUGGCGUCUUUCAGCCAUACUUCACCAGAGCGUUUUCGCGGCCACAGUCCGAUGUCUCGUGGAUCGGUUCAUUUGAAGUGUUCCUGCUCUUUUUCGUCGGGACGUUUACGGGACGAUGGACAGAUAUGGGAUUCUUUCGUCCCUUGUUCAUCGCCGGCUUCUUCCUUGUCAUCUUGGGAAUGGUUGCUGCCUCGUUUUGUACCACCUACUGGCAAUUCUUUCUCGCCCAGGGUAUCUGCCUAGGCCUCGGAAACGGCUGUCUGUUCUGUCCCUGUAUGGCAGUGACAUCUACGUACUUUGCGAAGCGUCGCUCAUUGGCGUUCGGCCUCACAGCCGCUGGGGCUGUUGUCGGAGGUCUCACUAUUCCGAGCAUGGUUCGGCAGCUUUUGCCAAGGAUAGGGCUUGGCUGGACCAUUAGAGCUAUUGCCUUGAUUCAGGUUGUGACUUUGAUAGUUGCUGGCCUACCAAUCAAGACCAGGAUUCCACCACGGCAGGCAGCACCUCUAGUAGAGUGGGCAGCCUUUAGAGAAUCAGAGUAUAGUCUCUAUGCUAUUGGGGCGUUCAUGUGCUUCUGGGGAACCUAUUUUGCCUUCCACUUUCUUGCGGCAUUCUCCCGGGACGUCUUGGGACUAUCUUACACAGACUCACUUGACCUAUUAUUGGUUCUCAACGGUGUGGGUGCACUCGGAAGAAUUGUUCCGGCCCAGAUUGGGGACGUAAUUGGUACUAUCAACAUAUUUGCUCCAAUGGCGUUCAUGACCGGCACCGUAAUGUUCUGUUGGAUUGGCGUACAAAACACGACCGGGCUGUAUGUCUGGACUGCUUUUUAUGGCUUUGCUGUUGGCGGAGUUCAGUCACUGUUUCCCUCCGUGCUCAGUAGCUUGACCACGGACCCUCAAAAGCAGGGUACGAGAAUGGGCAUGGUUUUCACGGUGGUCAGCUUCGCAUCUCUCACCGGAUCGCCGAUUGCAGGAGCCAUUAUCGAUGCGAUGGGGGGCAAAUACGUUGGCGCACAAGCAUUUGCCGGUUGUUGCAUGAUGUUGGGAAUGGCAUUCGUUCUUUCCGCACGGAUUUGCAAGACACGGAAGAUGGGAGCAGGGACAUUCGCUUUCAUCAAGGUUUGA